AUGCGCAAGAUAGUAUGGGAGCCGAGGAAUAGGACCUUGGAGCAAGGGAGAUCGGAGGAGGGAUUGGUGGAAGCAGUGGUGAAAGAAGGAGGGUUGUUGGGAGAAGAAGGGUUGAAGCAGCAGUUUUCAAAUGGUGGUGAGGAGGAGUUGAGGCGGUUUAUGGUUCAAGAGGUAACCAUCUUGAAAGAUGCAGGGGCGGGGUUUCUUGUCCUGGUGUGUGGUUUCGGGAAAGGCAUUGGGGAGCAGAGUUCGAAUGCUGCUGCUGUUGUGUGGCGGGCACUGCAGUAUGCGACUGGAGGGAUUGAGGAGGAUUUGACAAGAGAGCUGGACACAAGUAUCGACAACACCAGCACCAGUUUUAGCAGCAGCACCGGCAGCAGCAGCAGCGCAAGUAGCAGCAGCAGAAGCAGCAGCAACGCAUCUACCAUCUCCUCCCCUCUCCCAUCCCACAUGCUCACUCCAACCACCUUUGCCACUCCUAGCGACUCCCGAGCCUACUUCACCUCCCUCCUCUCCUCCUCCGUGGAGAAAAUCUCAGUCAAGGCCGGUGCUCUUCCCUACAUUCUCUCACCCGGAUUCGGCGAAUACACCGACUGCGUUAUCGGCAUUUCAGCCCAUGCUCCCUCCUCUCCUGCCCAUGCUCUCUCCUCUCCUGCCCAUGCCCCCUCACCUCCUGGUGACUCUUCAGGAUCUUUGGAUAGGGAUGAGCCUUCUCCCUCGGUCCGGAAAGGGCUGGAGUGGGGUGAACCAGCAGUGAUUUCGAUCUUUGGGCCGAGAGGCGAGGUUCGGAGGGUUGUGCCCGUGCUUUGUCCUGUAGCGAGGGAGGCGGUACCUGCCGCGGCACUCGAAAAGGCGAUAAGGGAGGAGGAGGACGUGAGGGGAGGAAGGGUGGUGGUGAUGCGGCAUGGGCGGUUUCAGGAGGGGGAGGUUGAGUGCGUUCGGAAGGUGUUGGGUAGGUUUGGAGCCCGGGGGACGUUUGUGGAGGUGGGGGAGAGUGGGCGGUGUAGGUUGUUUCGAGCUCUGCCUCCCUUCGCUGAGUCGAUGCCGGCAGCAGCAGCAGAAGGAGCACCACCAGCAGCAGCAAAAGGAGCAGCAGUAGCAGCAGCAGCAGAAGGAGCAGCAGCAGAAGCAGCAGCAGCAGCAGCAGCAGCAGCAGAGGAAGACGUGUAUUUCCCUCUUAGCAACACCAGUGCAGCCUUAGUGGCAUCAUCCAUAGCACGCGGCAUGCCUCAGCCCAUCUCAGUGGAAAUUCGGGAAAACGACCUGGGGUUAUGUUUACAGCAGGUGGUGACGGUGGUUGCUGGGAUGAGGAGGGUGCAGCAUGGGGCAUUGGGGAAGGCUAAGCUUCCUGGAGCGAUCCACUGUGCUGCUGCUCGGCAAUCUCAAUGUGGUGCUGCUGGGCAAUCUGAACGUGCAGCUGCCCAACGCGUGGCUGUGGGACAUGGUGGACGAGUUCAUCUACCAGUUCCAGUGGUGCUGCUGGGCAAUCUGAACGUGCAGCUGCCCAACGCGUGGCUGUGGGACAUGGUGGACGAGUUCAUCUACCAGUUCCAGUCCUUUUGCCACUUCCGGGCAAGAGUGAAGAGCCGCACGGACGAGGAGAACGCAGCACUCAAGCAGUGCGGCAAUGUGUGGAAUGUCUAUGGUGUCCUGAACUACCUCCAUGCGCUCGUGGCGAAAUCCAACAUUCUCGCAAUUCUCGACGACGAUUCGGAUGGAGGAGCAGCGGCCAUGUUCCUGGCCACGGAGGGGUAUGACAUGACCGGCGCGGGGGGCAGCAACGUGGAGCGAGUGUUGGGGUACCUGUCGCUGGUGGGGCUGCUGCGCGUGCACUGCCUGCUGGGGGAUUACCACACUGGCCUGGUGAAGCUGUCUCCCAUUGAUGUGGGCCGGCCGGGCGUGUUCCAGCGAAUCACGGGCUGCCACAUCACCGCCAUGUACUACUACGGCUUUGCCAGCCUUAUGCUGCGCAGGUACGUGGACGCCAUAAGGGCAUUCAACCAGGUGCUGCUGACGCUCGCCAAGGCGAAGCAGUACCACGAGUCGCUCCCGCAAUACGACCAGAUCCUGAAAAAGACCGAGCAGAUGUUCGCACUUCUCGCCAUCUGCCUCUCGCUCUGCCCGAACGGGAAGCUUCUGGAGGAGAGCGUCAACGGGCAGCUGCGCGAAAAGUUUUCGGACAAGAUCCAGCGGAUGCAGCGCGGCGACGAGGCGGUUUUCGAUGAGCUGUUUUCGUUCGCCUGCCCGAAGUUUGUCACGCCUGCCCCUCCGGUGGAGGACGGUGGGGAGCUGGUGAAUUACAACCAGGACGCCUACCGCCUGCAGCUGAAGCUGUUCUUGGCUGACGUGCGCUCCCAGCUCGCCCUGCCAGGGCUGCGAUCCGCUCUCUCUCUCUACUCCGCCAUCUCCCUGCCCCGCCUCUCCACCUUCCUGGAUGUUUCCGAGACCACCCUCAGGACUGCGCUGAUCACCCUUCGUCACAAGAACACCGUUGUGGAGGGGGAUGGCUCGGUGCUCCCCAAUGCUGAGCUGGACUUCUACAUUGAUGAUGACUUGGUCCAGGUGGUUGAUCGCAAGACCACGAGGCGGUUUGGGGACUAUUUCAUCAAGCACAUUCUCAAGUUUGAUGAGCUUGCAGGGCAGCUUGAGAACCCUUCAUUCUCCCAAAUCCCGCCAACCUCGAGAACCCCGUGUUCCCCCUCAGUUCCCCAAACAUUUCCCAACCCCACUCAUCGCCGCCUUCUUCCCCACCCCCCGCAUCCCCCACUCCCCCCACCUUCCCCACCCUCCCCCCCAACUUGUUUUGUCCCCUUCACCUUUCUGUCCGCUCCCCGCCUGCUCGCUCCUGCCUCUCCGCCUCCUCCCUCGCUCCACCUAAAAUCAGCCAAAAUGCCGUUCCGGAGAUACAUGGAGGUGGGCCGGGUGUGCAUGGUCAACUUCGGCCCCAUGUACGGCAAGCUCGUCGUCGUCGUCGAUAUCAUCGACCAAAACAGGGCCCUGAUUGACUUCACGGGCAUGGAGCGCCAGCAGAUUAACUACAAGCGUCUCUCGCUCACGGACAUCACCAUCGACAUUCCCAAGGCCGCCUCGAAGAAGGAGCUGCGCGCCGCCAUCGAGGCCGGUGAGGUGCAGAGCAAGUGGGAGGCGAGCUCGUGGGGGAGGAAGCUGUUGAUCCAGAAGAAGCGGGCGGCUCUAACCGACUUCGAGCGUUUCAAGAUUGCCGCCGCCCGCUCACAGAAAGCCAAGGCUGUCAAGAAGGCCCUUGCUUGA
Molecule: messenger RNA, 3270 nt
Organism: Closterium sp. Naga37s-1
Lineage: Eukaryota; Viridiplantae; Streptophyta; Zygnematophyceae; Desmidiales; Closteriaceae
Source: the annotation of a GenBank genome assembly